AUGGAGCUUUCGCUUCCCAGCUCGGCCCAAGGCCACGAGAAAACGGACGUUGUCUUCUACUCGAGUGCCCUGGACUCCGAGUCCCAACUGCCGACCAAGCCCAGGGGGGCUCGACAUAAGAAUGCCGCCGGCGCGGCAUCCGUGCUGCCGCCACUGCUGCCGCGGGCGAAAAAACUGGGCCGGAGACGGUCGAAACCGGCGUCUGACGCUGCCUCAGAAAGAUCCCACCGCUCCGAAAAGUCCCACCGCUCGGAGCUUCCGCAAGGCGGCGGGUAUACGCUGACGCCCGCCACGGGCAAGAUAUUCCGCAACUUGCUCAUCUUGGAGGAAAGUCUACGGCAGCAGGUGGUGCAGCAGCGCACGCUACGGCGCAAGUACCUCACGUUCCUCGCGGCCUUAUGUGCGCUCGUGGCGUCAGUCUCCUACCUCUUGUACUUCGCUGCGCCGCGCGGGCCGCUCCGGGCGUUUCUCCAACUCAUUCUUCUCACGCUUGUCGUCACUCUUUUGCUCUAUCACUUGCUGGGAGAGUAUCAGAAAACGAUAGUAUUGCCCCGCAAGUUUCUCUCUUCGAUCAACAAGGGCCUCCGCCAACUAAACGUGCGCUUGAUCAAGACGAAGCUGUCGUUGGCCAACCGCACCGCUGACCUGGCGCGCGAGUUGGGCCUCUUCCUCUGCAUCAUGGCUCUCAAGCUCUGCCACUCGGUGUCGCCGUCCAUGGCCCGCAACCCUUCUUCGCGACUCGAGGUCUGGCUAGUGUCUGUGCAGCUGCGGUGUCAGCCCCGCUUCGGACUCAAUGACAUCAAGCUUGUGCUUGUGCCUCGGAGCUUUAGCACAGAUAUCCGUGAGGGCUGGGAGCUCUAUAGAGAUGAAUUCUGGAUCAAAGAAGGCAUUCGCAGAAGAAACUACUUGCUUGAUUUCACUAGAGCUACAGCUGAAGCGGAGAAAAAGCCUUGGCGGAAAGACAAGAAGGAGAGGCGCAAGCGGAAAUCCUCUGUGGUCCAGAGGGCAAGUGCAAGUGAACAGAACUUGAACACCUUGGACCUCAUGAGCCUAGAGGCAUCUCCGCCUCCUCUAUGA
Molecule: messenger RNA, 1077 nt
Organism: Metschnikowia bicuspidata var. bicuspidata NRRL YB-4993
Lineage: Eukaryota; Fungi; Ascomycota; Pichiomycetes; Serinales; Metschnikowiaceae
Gene: SPO7
Product: Nem1-Spo7 phosphatase regulatory subunit
Exons: 1
Coding region: 1-1077 (358 amino acids)
Biological process (GO): nuclear envelope organization
Cellular component (GO): Nem1-Spo7 phosphatase complex
Molecular function (GO): protein phosphatase regulator activity; phosphoprotein phosphatase activity
Source: RefSeq, a predicted model, not a curated record